This is a messenger RNA of Dovyalis caffra, 237 nucleotides long. NCBI's taxonomy places the organism in Eukaryota, Viridiplantae, Streptophyta, Magnoliopsida, Malpighiales, Salicaceae. The record is from the annotation of a GenBank genome assembly.
AUGAUGGCUCGACCACCCCUCCCACUAUGGCUGCAAGAUAACCUAACACUAAGGCUACAAGAUGGCCUCCUCUCUUUACCAACUAGCAGUAAUAAUUCGGACGAUAAGAAUUCAUCCCUCACAACGACCUAUAACCUUAUAUCAAAAAGACAUGUAAUAUCGAGUUUAGUAAUCCCACUAUUACGACAUAUGAGACUCAAAAAGGAGAUGAGUAUGAGGUCCAAACAGAAUGCCUAA